Pelobates cultripes (western spadefoot toad) is the source of this 1561-nucleotide messenger RNA. NCBI's taxonomy places the organism in Eukaryota, Metazoa, Chordata, Amphibia, Anura, Pelobatidae. The record is from the annotation of a GenBank genome assembly.
AUCUGAGUAAAGAACCUGCCUUCCAGCUCAUUGCAAUGGAAAAUACACCCGAAAACCAAGAGGUCCAGAUGAUUCCAGACCAGUACCAGGUUCUUGAAAAGCUUGGAAAAGGGACCUUUGGUCAAGUUUUACUGGCUUACGACAAGCUAGCAGGUACAUAGACUGUUUGAAUAUCCCUGAAGCCUUUGUUGGCACGUGUGCUCAUCUAAUAACAUACAAUAUUUAGAAUAGUUAUUGGCUAUAACAACCUGUACUUUAAGCAGAAAUUGCACUUUUUGCACAAACUUUUUUUCGUCUUUACAUUGUAUAUCUUGCUGCACUGGCACAGCCAAAACAAUAGGCAAAUUAAAUUAAUUUCCAAGUGUCGCAUGCACGCACACGGCACCCAGAAGGAAAUACUGGAGCAUUUAAAGAGAACUCUUAAUAGUAUUAUAUUAAACAUGCUCAUGCUAUGCCUGACACUCGUUACGUUAGUAUAGUUGAUUGUAUUCAUGAAAAUGGUUUUAACAACCGUCUUGAUAAUUUUUACCAGGUCGAUCAGUGGCGCUAAAACUCAUGAAAGAAAGAACCCACCAAGAUGCCUUUGUCAAGGAAUUCAAUGUUGUGGUCUAUCUUUCUCAUCACAGGGGUAUCAUUACUACCUACCCCUACUUCUUCGAUACCCUGAACCACUACAUCUAUGUCCAGGAGGUGGCAACAGCAGGGACCCUUGAAUCCAUUAUUGUUGAGAAGGUAAGGAAAAUAUGCUAUAUAAUUUCUUUGGAAUAGUAUCAGUGGUAUUUUAAAGCAGAUUAGUAACAAUGCAUGGUCUUGUUAGAGUAUAUAUAUGCUAAUUUAGGCAUGGGCAACCUGAUACCCUACACCCUAUGUACUAUAACAAUAUCUGGCAGAGGAUAUUUGCUGUAAUUGUAUAUCACUAAGAACAGGUGGGCCACUGGUUACCAACACUUGUUCUAGCUGCAUCUUAGUUUGGUUAAUUAUCAAUGUUGAAGUUAUUUAAUUUAAAAAAAAAUUAAAAACACAGCCAUCUCCAUAAAAAUAUAUAAAGUACUAAUUACUUUGUCAACUCUGGGCUAAUUUUGAAAUAGCUGCAUACUGUUCUGUUUUCAGCAGCAUAUAUAACGCAGAACUGGAUGUAUGGUGUACAUUGAUAAUUAAACAUUGUAUGCGUAAAUCAUUGCUUACAACACAAUAUCUAAUAUUUGAGGAAUACUUUUGCUAGAGGAGAGUUAUCAGCUGAUUUAUUAAAAUAAUGUUUUUGGGAAUGAUAUUGGUAAAAAAGUUUUAUUUUAUCUUUACUUUAUAUUUUACUGAAUUUUUUUUUCUCUAAAUCUUUUAGGUUGGGUUACCAGAAUACAUUGUGAAGCGUUGUGCUGCUCAGAUUUCCGAAGCAUUAUUUUUCAUUCAUAAUCAAGGGUUGGUGCACAGAGACCUGAAACCAGACAACAUCUUGCUUAUGGAUAAAGAAUGCCACAACAUCAAGAUCGGAGAUUUUGGUCUAACAGAACGUUUUGGUAAAUUCAUCCCAUCGAUGUCUCAUAAUACCAUACAUGGCACCUGA